This is a messenger RNA of Phoenix dactylifera (date palm), 707 nucleotides long. It is a transcript of the gene CXXS1, whose product is annotated as thioredoxin family protein CXXS1. NCBI's taxonomy places the organism in Eukaryota, Viridiplantae, Streptophyta, Magnoliopsida, Arecales, Arecaceae. The record is from RefSeq and is a predicted model, not a curated record.
ACAACUGCCCAGCUGGCAUCCUCAUUUGGUCACCCAAUUCCAACCCCCUUCUUUGUAUAAAAAUGCAACCAGUGGGGUGAGGAAGGAACCAAGGGGUGGUAAUGGAAGAGCAGCAACAAGCAACGAAGUUCAGGGUUGUGAAGGUGGACUCAGAGGAGUCAUGGAACCACUUCAUCACCCAAGCCAACAACCAAGGCAGCCCUGUUUUUGUUCACUUCAGUGCUUCAUGGUGUGUCCCAUCACUUGCCAUGAACUCCUACUUUGAGGAACUGGCGAUGACUUACCAGGAUAUUGUGUUUCUCUUGGUAGAUGUCGACGAAGUCAAGGGGGUUGCUUCUAAGAUGGAGGUGAAGGCAAUGCCUACCUUUGUGCUGAUGAGGAAUGGGGAAGUGGUAACUAGGUUUGUUGGAGCAAAUCCAGAAGAAAUGAGGAAGAGGAUAGAUGCUUUUGCCCAUUCCCUUCUUCCAACGAAUAUGGAUGAGUAGUUUGCAGGGUGUCACAAUAAGACCAAACUGAAAAAGGAACAACCAUGGUGUUCUCUGUUUCUUCUGUUCAAAAUUUUUAAAUAUUUUUAAUUAGAUGUAAAAUACGUAGGGUUGUAUAAUAAUAGUGCAGUCCUAAAGCAUUUUGAUGCUUAAAAACAGUGAAAGUACUAAACAUUAUUCUAUAAUAUUCAUGCAUAAUCCAUGACCAGAGUCCAAACCCAA